Molecule: messenger RNA, 2795 nt
Organism: Daucus carota subsp. sativus
Lineage: Eukaryota; Viridiplantae; Streptophyta; Magnoliopsida; Apiales; Apiaceae
Product: elongation factor G-2, chloroplastic
Exons: 4
Coding region: 147-2501 (784 amino acids)
Biological process (GO): mitochondrial translation; translational elongation; ribosome disassembly
Cellular component (GO): mitochondrion; chloroplast
Molecular function (GO): translation elongation factor activity; GTP binding; GTPase activity
Source: RefSeq, a predicted model, not a curated record
GAUUUUAGAAAACUGAAAAAUAGCGAAGAUAAUAAAAGAAAAGAGACCCAAAAAAUCCAAAACCCAUACACAAAAUCAGAGAGUGUGUGUGCGCUCUUUCGUUAUCCCCAACACCGAGCAGCAGAGAGACAAUCUCUGCAGUAAGAAUGGCGGGAGAAUCAGCAGUCGCAGCAACUUCAACAAUGUCUACACUCCCAACUUCUUCUUCUAUCUGUAACGCGCGCCGCCCAAUUCAAUUCUCUCCUCGCCGGUUUUUACUCCGACCCAUUUCCCGACGAAGCUCUGUCUCCUCUUCUUCAUCUUGUUCUCAAUUCUUUGGACCUGUUGUACUCACUUCUUCUAGAAACUUCUCUUCUGUGCUUCCUAGACGAGGCUUCUCUGUUUCAGCCAUGGCUACCCCUGAAGAGUCAAAACGUGCAGUGCCGCUGGAGGACUACCGAAAUAUUGGAAUUAUGGCUCAUAUUGAUGCGGGUAAGACUACUACUACUGAACGUGUCUUAUUUUAUACUGGGAGAAACUAUAAAAUUGGUGAGGUACACGAGGGAACAGCUACAAUGGACUGGAUGGAACAAGAACAAGAAAGAGGAAUAACUAUAACCUCAGCUGCAACCACCACAUUUUGGGACAAACAUCGGAUUAAUAUUAUCGAUACCCCGGGCCAUGUUGACUUUACACUUGAAGUUGAGCGUGCUCUCAGGGUUCUGGAUGGUGCUAUCUGCCUAUUUGAUAGUGUUGCUGGGGUGGAACCUCAAUCUGAAACUGUGUGGAGGCAAGCUGAUAAGUAUGGGGUACCCAGAAUUUGUUUUGUUAACAAAAUGGAUCGGCUUGGGGCAAACUUCUUUCGAACAAGAGAUAUGAUAGUAACAAAUUUGGGUGCCAAACCAGUAGUGCUUCAGAUACCUAUAGGUGCAGAGGAUACUUUCAAAGGAGUUGUUGAUCUUGUGAGAAUGAAGGCUAUAGUUUGGUCAGGGGAAGAAUUAGGUGCUAAAUUUGAAUAUCAAGACAUUCCAGAGGAUCUUCUAGAGUUGGCUAAAGAGUACCAAGCACUGAUGGUUGAGACUAUAGUUGACAUGGAUGAUGAAGCUAUGGAGGCAUACCUAGAAGGAAUUGAGCCAGAUGAGGCUACCAUCAAGAAGUUGAUUAGAAAGGGAACCAUCUUAAACAGUUUUGUCCCUGUUUUAUGCGGUUCAGCAUUCAAGAACAAGGGUGUCCAGCCAUUGCUUGAUGCUGUUGUGGAUUAUCUGCCUUCUCCUCUUGAUGUGCCUCCAAUGAAAGGAACAGACCCUGAAAACCCAGAAUUGAUAAUCGAGAGGGCUGCUAGUGAUGAUGAACCAUUCAGUGGACUCGCUUUCAAGAUCAUGACUGAUUCUUUUGUGGGUUCUCUGACAUUUGUAAGAGUAUACUCAGGAAAGCUUGCUGCAGGAUCUUAUGUAUUAAAUGCGAAUAAGGGGAAGAAAGAGAGAAUUGGUAGACUUCUGGAGAUGCAUGCCAACAGUAGAGAAGAUGUUAAGGUAGCCUUAGCAGGUGAUAUCGUUGCUCUUGCAGGGCUAAAAGACACAGUUACCGGAGAAACAUUGUCUGAUACGGAGCAUCCUAUUGUACUUGAGCGGAUGGAUUUCCCUGAUCCUGUCAUAAAGGUUGCUAUUGAACCCAAAACUAAAGCUGAUGUUGAUAAGAUGGGAGCUGGUUUAGUCAAACUAGCUCAAGAAGAUCCAUCUUUCCACUUCUCACGAGAUGAAGAGAUCAACCAAACAGUUAUUGAAGGAAUGGGUGAAUUGCACCUUGAAAUUAUUGUUGAUCGACUAAAGAGAGAAUACAAGGUAGAAGCUAAUGUUGGUGCGCCCCAAGUAAAUUACCGCGAAAGCAUUUCCAGAAUUGCAGAAGUUAAGUACGUUCAUAAAAAGCAAUCAGGUGGGCAAGGACAGUUUGCUGAUAUUACAGUAAGAUUUGAACCGAUGGAACCAGGUAUGGGAUAUGAGUUUAAGAGUGAAAUUAAAGGAGGUGCAGUGCCCAGAGAAUAUAUACCAGGUGUGAUGAAAGGACUGGAGGAGUGCAUGAGUAAUGGAGUUCUUGCAGGCUUUCCUGUUGUAGAUGUACGUGCUGUAUUGGUAGAUGGCUCCUACCAUGAUGUUGAUUCAAGUGUUUUAGCAUUUCAAUUGGCAGCUAGAGGAGCUUUCAGGGAAGGAAUCAGAAAAGCGGCUCCAAAGAUGCUAGAACCAAUUAUGAAAGUGGAGGUUGUUACGCCCGAAGAACACUUAGGAGACGUGAUUGGUGAUCUCAACUCGAGAAGAGGUCAAAUCAACAGCUUCGGUGACAAACCCGGAGGUCUUAAGGUUGUUGAUUCCCUUGUUCCUUUAGCUGAGAUGUUUCAGUAUGUUAGUACACUUCGAGGAAUGACAAAAGGUCGUGCUUCAUAUACUAUGCAAUUGGCCAAAUUUGACGUUGUCCCUCAACACAUCCAAAACCAGCUUGCCACAAAGGAGGAUCCAGUUGCUGCUUGAUGUGUUUAUUCUCAUGGAGUCUUAGUGGAAAUGGAAGCAAUUGCUGCAUAAAGUUGUUUCUCAUGUAGAGAUCGAAAGAGAUCCGGUAUUAUAGCUUGUUAAUUGUUUGCACACGCCAAAGUCCUAGUUAUACUAAUUCUUUAUGCACCACAUACAUAAAACUUCAAUUGAUCUUGUAGUGGAAGGUAGGAAGUCAGUUUUGUCCUGCACUUUGAAAUUUUGAUUGAGCUCAUGAUUUCAUGCAAACUUUUCCUCUGAUUGGUAAAUAAAUUUGUCUUAUAUUGGAUUGCCCAA